Messenger RNA from Apis cerana (Asiatic honeybee), 2779 nucleotides. RefSeq names its product DNA polymerase eta (gene DNApol-eta). Gene Ontology annotation, cellular component: site of double-strand break; nucleus; replication fork. Gene Ontology annotation, molecular function: DNA-directed DNA polymerase activity; damaged DNA binding. Gene Ontology annotation, biological process: response to radiation; error-prone translesion synthesis. NCBI's taxonomy places the organism in Eukaryota, Metazoa, Arthropoda, Insecta, Hymenoptera, Apidae. The record is from RefSeq and is a predicted model, not a curated record.
CGAUUAUUUUUUUUAUAAAUUAAAUUUAAAAUUUUAUCGAAUUGUCGUUAAAAUUAAUUUUCUUUAUUAAUUUGUUUUUAGCUACAUUAUAUAAUAUAAAGUUUUAUAUUAUUAUAUUAUUUUAUUAUAUCAAAACAAUUUUGUGUAAAUUUAUGUAAUAACUUUUACUUGUAUAUUGACAAAUAUUAAAAUAUAUUGUAAUUGAAUAAUAUUGUAAAAAUAGUUAUAAUCUUAAUCUUAUAGUCUUAAUCUAUAAUUGUAAAAAUACAUUUUUAAUUUAAAAUUGAUUUCAAUUAAUAAGUUGGAUUUUAUAAUGGCAAAUCUAAAUGAUGACAGAAUUGUUGUUUUAAUAGAUAUGGAUUGUUUCUUUUGUCAAGUUGAAACAAAACUUCAACCACAAUAUGCUGGAAAACCCCUUGCUGUUGUGCAAUAUAAUCAAUGGCAAUUAGGAGGAAUAAUUGCUGUUAAUUAUGAAGCAAGAGAAUAUGGUGUUACAAGACACAUGAGAGGAAAAGAGGCUAAAGAAAAAUGUCCAGAUCUUAUUUUAGUUAGUGUACCAUGCCUUCGUGGAAAAGCUGAUAUAUCAAGAUAUAGAAGUGCUGGCUGUGAAGUUAUUAAUGUUAUAAAAGAACACUGUAAUGUUAUAGAGCGAGCUAGUGUGGAUGAAGCAUAUUUAGAUAUUACUGAUAUGGUUCAUAAAAGAAUGUCCACAAAUUUAAAUUUUUCAGAUUUAGCAACACAACUUUCAAACACAUUUGUAGUAGGAUAUUCAGAAAUUGGAAAGAAUGAUGAAGAAGAAAGAAGCAAGGGCACAAAAAUUUGGAUAAAAAAUGUUUUUGAAGAAUUUGAAGAUAUAGAAGCACAAAAGUUUGCAAUAGCAGGAUUAAUAGUUGAAAAAAUAAGAGCCGAUAUAUUUGAUAAAAUAGGUUUCAAAUGUUCUGCAGGUAUUUCACAAAAUAAGAUAUUAGCUAAAUUGGCAUGUGGAUUACAUAAACCAAAUCGACAAACAAUAUUACCUGCAGCUGCAGUAUUAACAUUAUAUUCAACAUUACCAAUAAAAAAAGUUAGAAAUCUUGGUGGCAAAUUUGGAGAUAUUGUUACUGAAUCUUUGAAUUGUAACGUUAUGGGUGAUUUAUUGCAAUAUUCAUUACAAUAUUUGCAAAAACGUUUUGAUGAGAAAACAGGGUUGUGGUUAUAUAAUAUUGCUAGAGGCAUAGACAAUGAACCUGUUAAUGUACGAUUGGUAUCAAAAUCAAUUGGAGCAUGUAAAAAAUUUCCAGGAAAACAAGCUAUAACUUCACUAAAUAUGUUAAAACAUUGGAUUAGUGAAUUAUCGACAGAAAUUUGCGAACGUCUCGAACGAGAUUUUAUAGAAAAUGAGCGACGCGCAACAUUAGUUACAAUAUGUUAUCAUUAUUAUCAAAACAAGACUACAGUAUCUCAAUCACGUUCAUAUACUUUAAAUUCAUAUAAACCAAAAAAUAUGACAAUUCGUUGUGUGGAUAUUGUGUCUAAAUCAAUACAAUGUCCAAUUGCAUAUUUAGGUAUAUCAGCUAGUAAAUUUAUAGCAACUAAAGGUAGUGAAAAUUUUCGAAAUUUUUUUAAAUCAAAUAAUUCAGAAUAUCAUCAGAAAAAUGUUCAAAUAAAAAAUAUGAAGAUAGAAAAUACAUAUUCAGUAGUCAAUAUUACUAAAUCAAUAAGAAAUGAUUUAAAUGUAGAUAAAAUUAGUUUAUAUUCUAAUAGUAAUAAAAAUAAUCUAUCAAAUAAUAAACUGAAAAAUAUUGAAAAGAAAAAUAUGCAAUUAAGCAAACAAAUUUCUGAUACAAAAACAGAUUAUUCUCCUACUUCUAAAAAAUUAAAUAAUUUAAUUACUUCAUUAAAUGAACAAGAUAAAACAAACACAUUUUAUGAAAGAAAAAUAAAUUUGAAUAAUUCCUUGAAUCAAAAUGAUUUUAAAGAAUCAUUUUUUGUAAAUAUUUUUAAUUCAAAAAAAAGUGAUUCAAAAGAUAUGUUUACACGUAACGUUGAAUUAAUUGAAUUAAAUAAUAAUAUAAAUUUAAAUAUUGAAUUAGAAAAAAUAAAUGUAAAUAAUAUAAGAAAUGAAAAUAAUUUUGAUAAAAAAUUGGAUUUAAAUGCAAAAAAGAACAAUUGUAAACAAUAUACAAAUAAUGAAAUUAAAAAUAGACCAAUUGUAAAAUUAAAUCAAAAUAAUGAAAUAAAUAAUAGCCAAAAUAUUACAAAAUUAGAAGAAAUAUUUCCCGACUUAAAUAAUAUUGAUCCCACUGUACUUGCAUUGUUACCAUUGGAUUUACAAAAAGAAGCAAAAUUAUAUAUGAAAACAAAAGAUAAUAAAGAUAAUACAAAAGGUAUUUUAAUGAAAACAUCAAAGGCAAAAAAUAAAUUUAAGAUAAAUACUUCAAAAAAGAAGAAAAAAAAUGAUAUUUCUAAUUUUUUAAUAAAAAAAAAUUCAUCUAAUCUAAUUCCUUCUAAACAAUGUUUAAAAUGUUAUCAAAUGAUAUCUUUGUCAAAAUAUCAGGAACAUUGCGAUUUUCACAUGACUGAAAAUCUGCAAUAGAAUAUAAGUAAUACAUUGUUAAAUAAUAUGAAUAUAAAAAGAAAGGAAAAUAAUGAUUUAAAUAUAAAUUUCAUUAAACGUCGAUCGAAUGCAAAUAUUUUAAAAUCGUGAAGAUUUAAUUCAUAAUUUCUUUUGUAUAUAAUAUGAAUUGAUAUAUUAUAAAUUAUAUAUUGUAAUGAAAUAAUAAAGAAAUAACAUUUUUUA